Canariomyces notabilis is the source of this 960-nucleotide messenger RNA. RefSeq lists its product as uncharacterized. Gene Ontology annotation, biological process: mitotic DNA damage checkpoint signaling; protein phosphorylation. The transcript has 4 exons. The record is from RefSeq and is a predicted model, not a curated record. Gene Ontology annotation, cellular component: nucleus. Lineage: Eukaryota; Fungi; Ascomycota; Sordariomycetes; Sordariales; Chaetomiaceae. Gene Ontology annotation, molecular function: protein serine/threonine kinase activity; ATP binding. The coding region runs from base 1 to 960 and encodes 319 amino acids.
AUGGCAUCCCUCGUAGUUGGCACAUCCGGUCGUCAGUACGUCCGAGGCAAGGUGCUUCACCACGACGAGCGCAAUAGGCCCACCGUUUUCAAAGCCAUGUGCGGAGACGAGCCUGUUGUUUUCAAGCACGUAUCUGAGUCCAUCUACAGUCACUCUCGGCUCCUCGCGACUGAGCUUGCGGGUGCCAGUCGGCUUCGAAUGCCCAUUGAUACAACGACGACGAACGAGUCGUCGUUUAAUUCGUACUUUACAGACACCUUACUCAGCUUGGUACGCGCCGAUCCCGACGUACCUGCCAACGAGUUGAAGAAGAUCCUACGAUACGCAGGCGAGGGGAUUCAAGAAUUCCACGUCAAAGGCUGGCUCCAUAACGAUACAAGCCGGAUAACAUCUUCGUCAACUGGACACACGCCGCAGAUAACAACAAGAAGGUCCCUCAGUGCGACUCUGGGGGAUUUCGAUAUUUCCUUCAAGCCAGAAAGGGAAACGCCUCUUCGAACGAAACAUCCGCUGGGGAAUUUCAUGUGGCGAAGCCCAGAAGGACAAACCGGAAGUGGUGUGACAAAGGCAUCCGACGUGUUUUCUUUUGGACUGGUGUGUAUCUAUGCUCUUGGGGGUGCUGAUUUGCUGCUUCUCGAGGACGACCAGGAGCUGGCGGAGCUGGCGGCAAAUGGUAUAAGUCCGGAACAAGCGAUACUGACUCGACACUUUUCGUACUUCGGGCCCGCGACCACGGGCCUUUUCCAGCAGGUCGACAGUCACUGGCAUGACGUUUUAAAGGGCGUGUCAGCCGAUGCGGUGCGUGCAUUGAGAGACUUCCCGGACCAGAGAUUCGAGGUUUGGGGAAAGGCACUUGGUCCUAUGGCACUCGACAUGAUAUCUGGCAUGACGAACCCAGAUCCAACGGCCAGACCGACCAUCAACGAAGUAUUGGAGCAUCCGUGGUGGGAAGAGCCUUAG